AUGCUCCCUUGUACAAAGAAAAUAGAUAAAAAUACUGAAGAGAAGGAAAGAGAGCUUCUACAUGGCCCUAAGAGUCACCUGCAAUCAUCAGUAGUAUCAGGAAGGUCAGGACUUCAAGAUGGUCCCACACAUCAAAUAAAAUCAGUUCAGAGCAGUUAUAGAAUAUCAGAACUAGUCAGCAACAAAUCAAAUAGAACAAACAAUUUCUAUCUUAUAUCAUCAUCCAAGAGAAACAGACCUGUCAGUGCUCCGCCAGGUCAGCUAAGAUGUUUACAGUUUCCUUGCUCAAAAUUUCACUUGGCUCGGAAGGCCUCUGAAGUGCUCCACCUUUUUAAGCGGCAGCCUUGGAUACUCAGAGUAACUGCUUUUAAGAAUGGUACACUAAGUGUAUUUGCUAAAGUUGCAGUGGCACCUUCCAUUAAACUGCUGCUGGAGGAAUGUACCGAAAAGCUGAAGCUGAAUAUGGCUGCACGACGAGUCUUCCUGGCAGACGGCACUGAAGUACUGGAUGCCAUAGACAUUCCCCAUGAUGCUGACGUUUAUAUUUCAACAGGAGAGCCCUUUUCAAAUCCAUUCAAAAAAAUUAAAGACCAUCUGUUGUUAAUGAAGAACACAACUUGGACACUGAACGGUCUAGUCCUUCCUAGAGAUGUCAAGAGGAGAAAAGUCAGGCCUGUGCUUGCCAAACACAUGAAGAAACUUGCUGAGAAGCCAAGUAUCAGGAUUUUGGUAUUUAAGAACUGUAUGGGGCAAGAUGGUUAUGAAAUAACAGCACCCUUGGACCACAUAGAAAAGUUCUUAGAUACUUGCACGAUGAGACUGAACCUUACUUUGCCUGCUAAGUAUGUAUACAAUAUACAAGGAGAAAAAAUUGAAGAUCUCAUAAAUGUGAGAGUAACCAAAAAGGUUGAUGACUGGAUAUAUCCAGAAAAACUCCAAGCCCUGCAGUCCAUGGCAGCCAUUAUAAAUAUGAUUGCAGCAACUCCUCAAUAA
Molecule: messenger RNA, 993 nt
Organism: Gekko japonicus
Lineage: Eukaryota; Metazoa; Chordata; Lepidosauria; Squamata; Gekkonidae
Gene: DCDC1
Product: doublecortin domain containing 1
Exons: 6
Coding region: 1-993 (330 amino acids)
Biological process (GO): intracellular signal transduction; regulation of mitotic cytokinesis
Molecular function (GO): microtubule binding
Source: RefSeq, a predicted model, not a curated record